AUGGCUGCCGUCGCCUCGCCCGCCGUUCCCGUGCGCCUAAGCGUGGGGGGUGUAAACGCUGCCGCGCUUUCUGCCUCAGCGCAGCGCGUCGACUUUCCAGUCUCCUUCCGCGAUUCCCCGCGCGUUUCGUCUCCCGCGUGCACUAGGCGCGCCAGACCUCUCGACAAGAGGCAUUCAUUGUCCCUUUCGCGGCGUUUUCACGUAGUGCGCACACGAGCAGCUGGAGACAAUGACGAGACCUCUAAUUUAAAUUCGAGUUCCGCAAGUUCCGAAUCCGCAGAUCCCGCCGCAGCACCGUCCGCCAGCCGCUCAAUUAAGGCCGACGUUCCAUUGGCUGACCCCGUCGCCGCUGACGAAACUGCACAGCAACUUCAGGCUGUGAAGCAGCAGCAGCAGCAAGAGCAAUCGGGCGAAGCUUCCCAGCAGCAGCAGCAGCUGUCGCUUGAAGACGUGAACCCUGUGGAUCUCGGCCGUCGAUCCCGACAGUUUCUCGACGAUGUGUGGCGGAGAUUGAUCCAGCUGGGCCAGAUAGCGCGUCCGGCGCCGGUGGAUGCGGAGGAUUAUACCGAGCUGGUGCGGGGUGGCUUGGACGCCGAUUUCGGUGUCCCUAGCGCUCAGUUCACGACUGUGCUUGUAGCGGGAGCGACGGGCCGCGUCGGGAAGGUGCUUGUAAGAAAGCUGCUCUUGCGCGGGUACACGGUGAAAGCCCUCGUAAGAAGCGCAGACGCUGAGACGCUCGAGCAGCUGCCACGUGCGUGCCAGGUGGCAGUCGCUGAUUUGGCCGACGAGGUGGCGCUUCAGAAGGCGGUGGAGGGGUGCAAUAAGGUCGUCUUCUGCGCCUCGGCUCGCUCCGCAAUGGCCGCUGACCUCCAACGGGUCGACCACAUGGGGGUAGUUAAUCUCUCCAAGGCAUUCCUAGACUAUAAUCACCACUUAGCGCAGCGCCGUGCCGGCCGCAGCAGCAAGAGCAAAGCCCUGGUGCUUCGACUCAGCAAAGAGCGGUUCCAGGAGGGGUGGGAGUUAGGAGAGGGACGGACUAUUAAAGACGAUAUAGACAUUCGGUACGGCGCGGGGAUGGACGCGGAGUUUAGUAUCACGGAGGACGGGAGAGGCGUGUUUUCCGGAUACGUGUUCACGCGGGGAGGGUAUGUGGAGGCGAAGAGACGGAUCAAGCUUCCAGAGGGGUUGUCGUUUGGACGCUUCGAGGGUCUGGUGUUCCGGUUCGUCUCUGAUGGCAAGCCAUACUCGCUGGUGUUGCGUGUGGCUGCUCUUCCCGUCUGUCUCCACUCAUCCCAACUCCUUCACCUCUCUCCCUUAUCCUUCUCCCAUACCCUCAGCUUCGAGGGUCUGGUGUUCCGUUUCGUGUCAGACGGCAAGCCAUACUCGCUGGUGCUGCGGGUGGCGAAGGAUGGAACGCGCGUGGAGAGAGUGGGGGAGGAUGGGGAGAGUGUGGUGGAGGAAGAGGAGGAGGUGGAGGAGGAGGAGUAUGAGUAUGUGGCUGUUGUCAAGACAAGGAAAGGGCAGAACACGAUCCGCGUCCCCUUCUCCGCCUUCCGCGCAUCAUCCCCGUCCGACCCGCCUCUUGAUCCCACUCUCAUCUCUUCCCUCGCCCUGCGAUACGAGCAGCGUCGCGCGAAACCAUCCGUGGGAGCGCCCCUGCCUCCGGGCCGGGCGGCAUCCAAGGCCGGCGCAGAAGGGGACAACGCCGCCGCCCCUGCCGACCCAAACAGCUUCAAGCUCGCUCUGCAAUACGUCAAGGCCUUUCCUGGAGGAGAGGAGACGGACUUUGUGCUGGUGUCAUGCUCGGGAGCAGGAGUGCCGGAGGAGAGGAGAGAGACAGUUGUCAAGGCCAAGAUGGCAGCAGAGACGCAUCUGCGCAACAGCGGGCUGGGGUACACCAUUGUGCGCCCAGGGCCCUUGCUGGAGGAGCCGGGAGGGAGGAAGGCUCUGGUGUUCGACCAGGGGAACAGAAUCAACCAGGGCAUCAGCUGUGCUGACGUGGCAGACGUGUGUGUGAAGGCUCUACACGAUCCGACGGCCCGUAACAAGAGCUUUGAUAUCUGCUAUGAGUAUACAGACAAUGCGGGUCUGUAUGAACUGGUGGCACAUUUACCUGAUCGAGCCAACAACUACCUCACACCUGCCCUCGCGCAGCUGGAAAAGAACACUUGA
Messenger RNA from Closterium sp. Naga37s-1, 2172 nucleotides. The record is from the annotation of a GenBank genome assembly. NCBI's taxonomy places the organism in Eukaryota, Viridiplantae, Streptophyta, Zygnematophyceae, Desmidiales, Closteriaceae.